Messenger RNA from Scophthalmus maximus (turbot), 1391 nucleotides. It is a transcript of the gene vma12, whose product is annotated as transmembrane protein 199. Gene Ontology annotation, cellular component: endomembrane system. The record is from RefSeq and is a predicted model, not a curated record. The transcript is spliced from 6 exons. Bases 251 to 850 code for a protein of 199 amino acids. Gene Ontology annotation, biological process: vacuolar proton-transporting V-type ATPase complex assembly. Lineage: Eukaryota; Metazoa; Chordata; Actinopteri; Pleuronectiformes; Scophthalmidae.
GACACGUCAUCGUGUCACAAGGUAAACAACAUGGCCGCACACUUGGAUUUAUAUUUUGGCCCCUAGCCCGUUUUUAAGUGCUCUAAUCGUCCGUUUCGCUGUGUGCCGAUGUCAAACAGGUUCAUGUAUUCUUGCUUAUUUUCUUGACAGCACGUGUCUUUGCUUCACGGUUUAACAAACCGCCGCGGAGACAGCCGCAUCGGCCUCAGUCAGGCUUCCCUGUCAGAGUCGUUCGAUUUCGAUCGCAGCCAUGGCCUCGUCAUUUGUCGUCGGUGAUCGCUUCAGGGCUAAGGUGACACAGUUGUUGGGGGAGACGGACUCGCCUCUGCCGCAGCGACUGAGAGGAGAGCUGCGGGAGAUCCUGGAGAAGCCCGAACCAGCAACCCUGCCCUUCAGCACAGCGAGGAAACUCAAGCAACACCUCCAGGACCAAAGGCAUCCGUUCUACCUGCACGAGUUGUUGGAAGACAGCUCACUGCACCUCCCUGAGUUCGUGAAGCCUCCCAAAAACCCUGAGCUGGUCGCACGUCUGGAGAAGAUCAAAAUCAAACUGGCCAAUGAAGAAUACAGUAGGAUCACACGUAAUGUCAACACUCAGGAAAAAAACCAGAUUGGAACAUUAGCAGACUUUGGACGGCAAGUGCGAUCAGUCAAAGCAAUUGUCUUGACUGUUUUCAACUUCCUGGUCACAGUGGUCGCUGCUUUUGCCUGCUCAUACAUGGGCAGUCAGUACCUGUUCACUGAGACUGCAGCGAGAGUAAUAUCAGCUGUGAUCGCUGCAUCUGUAGUGGGUCUUGCUGAGCUGUACGUCCUGGUCCGGACCAUGGAGGGAGAAUUAGGGGAACCAUAGCAGCUAUGUACAACAAAUGAGGGAAACACAAAUCGUUGUCAGCAAAAACAGCCAAGUUUAGGGACUCGUCAAUCUUACUGAUUCAUAACAGACCUCUUACUUUUCAGUGAAGACUCUGUGGAUGUUUUGCCUUUCAUUUGUAAAUAAAUUUGCUGGGAUAAGUUUAAAGUUACUGAGAAUUUACAAAUGAAUGACACUAUUACCGCUAAAUGGAAGCUGGAAAAAUACAGGAAAGCAAAUAGCCAAUGAAUAUCUGUUUCAUCACUUACCUACUUAGAUACCACUGCUUAUCGGACAUUCCACCUAUCCAGGUUUUUUUCCGAUUAAAUCUAAAGAUUUAAGUGAUAUUUCCUAUUUAUUGAGAGGCAUUUUAUAUACAAUUUUUUUCUUGAAACUAUUUUUUUUCUCCUUCUUCUACUUUGCACUGCCUUAUUUAAAAAAAGAAAGAAAGUUAGUAUGAUUUCGUCCAUUCUGUUGUCAGAUCUAAUAAUGUUUUUGUCUUCAAUAAAAUCAUCAGUGUGAACUGAAGCCAAUCCAUGGA